CCCGACAAUGUAAAGUCUGGCGUGUUUUUCAUUUCUAUGAUAAUACUAACAUAUAUAAAACUUUUUUUUUAUAUACACGCCUAGUACUUAAAUCCCGAAAUAUAGAGACAAAUUAAAAUUUUUCUUUUUCUGUUUCUGCAUGUAAAAUUUGAAGUGUCUUUCUUUCUCACUCACUCUUUUUUUUUCUACAUACACAACAACAAGCCGAUAAAUGUUGAAUUGCCUGCUUAAACAAAGUUCGAACCGGAUUGAUGCAAUAAUCAAACCAUUAGUAUUUAAAAGAAAUUUUACGAUACAAAAUUCUCAUUUGUUUCUAUGUUGUCGACAAAUCCUUAAUAUUAGACCAAUAAUUCAAUUGAAUAACAAUCAAAAAUUUGCUAUCCAUACUACUACAUCAUCGUUAAUAAUGCAGAAAAACAAGGCUACACUUAUUGGCGUGUUUGAAAACAGCAACAAUAAAGAUGCUUUCGUAUUUACACCAAGCGCCGAAAAGGUCAAUUCAUCGAUUGGUGGAAUCAUUGAAAAACAAUUAAAUAUUGUUGGACCAGUGAAAAAAUGCAAAGUUCGUAUCCUCUAUGAUGUCAGUCCCGAAUUACCUAUCGUUGGUGUUGUUGGUCUUGGCCCAGAAAAUGCUGCUUACAAUGAAUUGGAAGAAUUGGAUGAAAAAGCUGAAAAUAUUCGUUCAGCUAUAGCUACUGGUGUACGAUCAUUACGUGAUCUUGGAUCCGUUGAAGAAAUUAACGUUGAUGGUUGCUUGAAUCCAAAAGCAGCAUCUGAAGGUGCUAAUCUUGGUCUUUAUUAUUUCGAUGAAUUGAAAGCAGCUGCAUUGAAAAAAUCACAAGUUAAACUUCAUUUACUAUCAAAUGAAAUUUCCGAUGAAAGUCAAUGGGAUUCCGGUGUUUUGUUAUCGAAUGGUCAGAAUCUUUGCCGUAACUUGAUGGAAAAUCCUGCAAAUAUAAUGACACCGACCAAAUUUGCGAAAAUUGCAAGCGAUACUUUGUCCAAAUUAGGUGUUACCGUACAUGUUCGAGAUAAAGCAUGGGCUGAAUCGAUGAAAAUGGGUUCAUUUUUGAGUGUUGCAAAAGGCUCAGAUGAACCACCAAUUUUCCUUGAAGUUCAUUAUAAUAACGCACCUGAUACAAAACCCCUUGUUUUUGUAGGCAAAGGUAUCACUUUCGAUAGUGGUGGAAUAUCAUUGAAAUCAUCAUCCAAUAUGGAUAAAAUGCGUGCUGAUAUGGGUGGUGCUGCUAAUGUUUUAAGUACCAUAUAUACAUUGGCCAGCAAGAAAUCACCGGUCAACAUUAUCGGACUGAUGCCAUUAUGUGAAAAUUUGCCAAGCGGACGAGCCAACAAACCUGGUGAUGUUGUCACUGCAAUGAAUGGUAAAACUAUUCAGGUUGAUAAUACCGAUGCUGAAGGACGUUUGAUUUUGGCCGAUGGUCUUUGUUACGCACAUCAAUUCAAACCAUUCUUAAUCAUGGAUAUUGCAACAUUGACCGGUGCCAUUAGUGUUGCAUUAGGUUCAUCAGCUACCGGUGUGUUUUCCACAUCAAACAAAUAUUGGACAAUGUUACAAAAAUGUGGUGUAGAAACUGGUGAUCGUAUGUGGCGUAUGCCAUUAUUCAAUCAUUUUACCAAACAGACAACCGACAGUCAAUUGGCCGAUCUUUGUAAUAUUGGCAAAUAUGCUGGACAAGGUGGUAGUUGUAUUGCUGCCGCUUUUCUUCGUGAAUUUGUUACCUGUAAUUCUUGGGUACAUUUCGAUAUUGCUGGUGUAAUGGAUAACAAAGAUGAGGUAGCUUACUUGUCCAAAGGAAUGUCUGGCCGACCAUUACGUACAUUGGUCAAAUUUAUUGAAGAAAUUUUUGAAAACAAAGCAUUUUGAGUAUAAUAAUAAAUUUGAUCAUUUAAUUUUAAUAAAAAAUGAUUAUUGAAUACAAUCAUAUCUAUUUACAUA
Dermatophagoides farinae (American house dust mite) is the source of this 1957-nucleotide messenger RNA. The record is from RefSeq and is a predicted model, not a curated record. Lineage: Eukaryota; Metazoa; Arthropoda; Arachnida; Sarcoptiformes; Pyroglyphidae.